AUGCCUGUUGGAACUGUUCUCGUCACCGGUGGCACCGGCUACAUUGGCUCCUUCACCACCUUGACACUUCUCGAAAACGGUUACGAUGUCGUCAUUGUUGACAACCUCUACAACUCCUUCGAAAAUGUCAUCGACCGCAUUGAGAAGCUCUGCGGACGUCGUCCAGCCUUCCACAAUGUCGACCUGACCGACGAGAAGGCUCUUGAUGCCGUCUUUGACAAGCACCCCGAGAUUGACUCCGUGAUUCACUUUGCUGCCCUCAAGGCCGUUGGCGAAUCUGCCGAGAUCCCUCUCGAGUACUACCGCGUCAACGUCGGCGGCAGCAUUAGCCUCAUGCGCUCCAUGACCCGCCACAACGUCUCUAGUAUCGUCUUCUCCUCUUCCGCCACCGUCUACGGUGAUGCCACCCGAUUCCCCAACAUGAUUCCUAUCCCAGAGCACUGCCCGAUUGGCGCCACAAACACCUACGGCCGCACCAAGUCGAUGAUUGAGGAUGUCAUUACCGACCACGUCAACGCCGAGCGCAACAGGCUGAAGAAGGAGGGCAAGCCAUUUGAGCAAUGGAACGGCGCUCUUCUGCGAUACUUCAACCCCUGCGGCUCUCAUCCUAGUGGUAUCAUGGGCGAAGACCCUCAGGGUGUUCCCUACAACUUGCUGCCUCUGCUUGGUCAGGUUGCGACUGGCAAGCGCGAGAAGCUCCUCGUCUUUGGCGAUGACUACUCUUCUCGCGACGGCACUGCCAUCCGCGAUUACAUCCACGUCAUCGAUCUCGCCAAGGGACAUCUCGCUGCCCUUCAGUACCUUCGUGACAACAAGCCUGGCGUCAAGGCCUGGAACCUUGGUUCUGGACGUGGUAGCACUGUCUUUGAGAUGAUCAAGGCCUUCAGCUCCGUUGUCGGCCGCGAUCUUCCCUACGAAGUUGUUGCCCGCCGCCAAGGCGACGUGCUCGACCUUACCGCCAACCCCACCCUCGCCAACCAGGAACUCAAGUGGAAGACCGAGAUGCCCAUGGAGAAGGCGUGCGAAGAUUUGUGGCGCUGGGUCAGCAACAACCCCCAGGGCUACCGCCAGGAGCCUCCGGCGGAGCUGAUGAACGCCAUUCAGACACCCAAAGCUUAA
Molecule: messenger RNA, 1119 nt
Organism: Akanthomyces muscarius
Lineage: Eukaryota; Fungi; Ascomycota; Sordariomycetes; Hypocreales; Cordycipitaceae
Exons: 4
Coding region: 1-1119 (372 amino acids)
Biological process (GO): beta-D-galactose catabolic process via UDP-galactose, Leloir pathway
Cellular component (GO): cytosol
Molecular function (GO): UDP-glucose 4-epimerase activity
Source: RefSeq, a predicted model, not a curated record